UUUUUAAAUAUGAGUCAACCACCUUAGGCAUCAUAGUAAUAAUAGCAAAAAGCCAACACCUUCAACAAAUCAGAAAAAACCAAAGACAUCAGAUUGACGAAUAUCCAAGCUGCCAAAGGUAAUAUCUUAACCUCUAUGUCAAGCUGUAUCGGAUGCAGUAAGAACCAGUUUGGGACCAAGAGGAAUGGAUAAAAUGAUCUAAGAUGCCAAAGGUCAAGUGCUCAUUACAAAUGAUGGAGCCACCAUACUCAAAUAAAUGGAUUUGGUACAUCCCACUGCAAAAAUGGUAAUCCAUUCAUUAUUACAAAAGUUAGUUGAAAUUUCUCAUGCUCAAGAUGUUGAGGCUGGAGAUGGCACCACUUCAGUAGUAGUUUUCGCAGGAGCCUUAUUGAAGUCAUGUGAAGUACUCUUAGAGAAGGGAAUACAUCCAACCACUAUUUCAGAGGGAUUUCAAUUUGCCUUAGAAAAUGCAUUAGAAGCUUUGGAUGAAUUGAAAAAACCAGUUGAUCUAGACAAUAAAUAAUAGUUGAUUGAAUGUGUAUAAACUGCACUUUCAUCAAAAGUGGUUUCAUCCAAUAGUGCAUAAUUGGCUCCACUUGCUGUGGAUGCAGUCUUGAGAAUAGUUGACCCUCUGAAACCCAAUAAUGUUGAUCUUAAAGAUAUCAAAAUCGUUAAAAAGUUGGGAGGCACCAUUGAUGACACUAAAUUAGUUGAAGGGAUUGUAUUCUCUAACUAAAAAGCAAGUUAAACUGCAGGAGGACCUUAAAAAAUUGAAAAUGCUAAAGUAGCACUGUUGUAAUUUUGUUUAUCUGCACCAAAAACAGAUGUUGAGAACUCAAUUGCUAUCAAAGAUUAUACAGAAAUGGACAAAAUAUUAAAGGAAGAAAGAAAAUACAUUAUUGAUCUAGUAAAAAAGAUAGUGGCAUCAGGUGCAAAUGUAUUAUUGAUUCAAAAAAGCAUUUUAAGAGAUGCUGUCAAUGAUCUCUCAUUACACUUCUUAGCAAAGAAGGGAAUUAUGGUUGUGAAAGACAUUGAAAGAGAAGAUGUUGAAUUUAUAUCCAAGGUAUCCUUAUUUAUUCUUACAAUAGACCUUAUGUUUGGUACCAGUUGCACAUAUAGAUUAAUUGACUCCUGAAAAAUUAGGAACUGCUGGACUUGUUGAGACUGUUUUCUUGAAUGAUGAAAGCAAAGUUUUGAGAAUUACAGGAGUGCCUGCCUAGUCUAAAGCUUUAACAAUCUUAGUUAGAGGGUCAAACCAAUUAGUUUUAGAUGAGGCUGACAGAAGCAUUCAUGAUGCCUUAUGUGUUGUUAGAAGUCUAGUUAAAAGCAAAGGUUUGAUUCCAGGAGGAGGAGCACCUGAAAUCCACUUAUCCUUAAAAUUAACAUAAAAGGCUAAUACAUUAACAGGUGCCAGAUCUAUGUGUGUUCGAGCUUUCGCUGAAGCCCUUGAAGUGAUUCCUUAUACUCUUGCAGAAAAUGCAGGUAAUUGAUACUCUAGCUUUAGGAUUGAAUCCAAUCAAUGUAGUUACUGAGCUGAGAAAUAGACAUCUUAAAUCACAAAAGUUCGCAGGAAUAGGAAUGAAGAAAGUAAUUAUUAUUUAUUAUAAUCAUUUAGAAUAACAUAGUAGAUGAUAUUACAACUGAAUAAGUAGUCUAACCUAUUUUAGUAACAAGAAGUGCUUUGAGUUUGGCCACAGAAUGUGUGAGAAUGAUUCUAAAGAUUGAUGAUCUUGUCAUUUCAGCCCGUUGAUGUUUAACAUUAUAUUAC
Paramecium octaurelia is the source of this 1768-nucleotide messenger RNA. The record is from the annotation of a GenBank genome assembly. Lineage: Eukaryota; Ciliophora; Oligohymenophorea; Peniculida; Parameciidae.